AUGGCUCCAAGGGCAGGUGAUGACAAUGCUAGUAAUCGCGAAAAGCCUGGUGGUCGAAAACGCACCAGAGUCCCGCUGGCCUGUGAUGUCUGUCGAGGGCGUAAAAUCCGUUGCAACGGUGUCAAACCUGUCUGCGGCAAAUGUCAGAGACGAGGCUUUAGUGAGGCGCAAUGUGUGUAUAGCACAGUUGUAAAUCCGAGCAGAAACGACAGUCAGCGAGAAUAUAUCAAGGUCCUCCACGAUCGUAUUCGUCUCUUGGAGGGAGCCAGCUCCAGCUUGAGGCUAAGUCAGGUGAAGAGUUCUGAUCAAGAGAUCUCUACGCUCUUACCACGCAGGAGUUCGAGAUCUAAUGAGCAGCGAUCUAUCCACAGAAUUCCAGGGCAAAGUGGCUGUCCACCGCGUGCCAUUGCCAUAAAUGAGGCCUUUGAUCAUCCAGGAUCCCGACCGACAUCCAUCUCGGCCAGUCCUCCGGGUAUACCUAGUCAAAGUGAGACCAGCAACUCGAAUUUCUCCGGGGGACCGUCACUGCGCAACAGGAGCCCACGGCAAGUAAUAGCACCAAUGGGCCUCAGCACAUCACAUAUGGGAAGCAAUGAAGGAUCAGUUGCUCGGAAUGGUGGGGAAGUCGCAGCGGUUAUUGAUGAGGAAGAUCAAGUAAAUGCUAUGGGUGCCAUCUGUUCAAUACCAGCUCCAUCACAAAGCCAGCGAGAAUCCUUCUAUGGACAGUCGUCCAUUGUCUCCCUCAUGAAUCAAAUACCUCGAGGGUUGGGGGCAGAUGACUUUUCAGGUCCGAUCACAUCCAUGCAGCCACCAAUCUCGAGAUCUCAGCGUGACAGUAUUACAAACCCUCCACAAGUGAGGAGAUUUCACCGGUUUUCACUUCCGUCUCGAAGGAUUGCAGAUCAUCUUUUGGAUCAUUACUGGAACGGGGUGCAUCUGUUCUAUCCGUGGAUACAUUUCCCGAGCUUCCUCAAAGCUUACGAGCUCCUGUGGGUCAGUGACAGAACAAAUCCAGAUGCAGGAGAACUCUCAAGAGUCGGUCUUGGUGGACGUGGCUGCUCCCCAACAGUUUUUCACUGUGCUUUAAACACUAUCUUUGCUCUGGGCUGUGAGUUUUCGGACUCGAUGAAACAAAUGGAUGAACAUCCUGCUGGGGAAUUUAUGGACCGAGUCAAUGAGCUGCUUCAGAUCAGCCUUCUGGAUGAGGGGGGACUCUCCAUCGUGCAGACCCUGUUGCUACUCGCGAUAUACUUGCAGAGUACUCACCAUCCCAUGCGAUGCUGGGGUGUGUCAGGUCUGGCCUAUAGAAUGGCCCAGGGUAUUGGGCUGCACCUCAAUGACCAUCAUUCAAAGUACAACACUUUGGAGAUUGAGAUGAGACGAAGAGCAUGGCAUGGCUGCUUGCUCAUGGAUCGAAUUGUGAGCAUGACUCUCGGACGUUUACCGACUCUCCUAGAGAGUUCCAAAAUACCUCUCUUUUCUGCCAUUGACGACGAAUACUUGGACAACUCAUCCGAAUACUGCCACCAACCCGACGGGACAUUUUCUCGCACCACCUUUGCCGUACACAAUGUCAAAUUGGGCGAAAUUCUGGGUCAGAUUCUCCUGCAGAUGUAUGCACACCACAUCGACCACGACUCUCUUGAUGCACCAACGUCGACCCAGAGCGAUAAAAAUAUAAGGUUUGAUUCAAUCGUUGCCCUUGAGUCUUCCCUAUCUUCUUUCGAAAAAGAUCUUCCUCCAACACUGAGAUGGGGAGACGGUGGAGUGCCGGACGAUCAAGUUUCAAGGCCAUUCCUCCGCCAACGAUUUAUCCUCCAAGCAAGAACAUUACAUGUCAGGCUGAUGUUGUAUCGACCCUUAUUUUCCGAUUUUUGCUGCCGAACACCUCCAAAUAUCGUGACAUCCGAGCAAAGCAGCAUUCGUACAAUAAUUGCGGGUCGUUGUGCGAUCGGCUGCUUUGAAGCAGCGAGCGAACUGAUUGAAGUUUUGAACAGGGCCAUCCCCGGCCGUCUCUUCGGGGCUUGGUGGUUCGGAUUAUUUUACCUCGUGACGGCAUGCAUGAUCUUGACAUUGGCAGAGACAUGCCCUAAAUUAAAAAGUGAACUCGACAAGAACAGGUUCACACGAAUGUGGCAGCUAUCCUUUCAAACCCUGAAUUUUCUUGAUGACAAACACCCAAUGGCGGGCCAAUGUGUGGCUGCUUUACAAGGAAUAAGACAACGCGCGAUCAGCAUACAUCAGAUGACAUUAUCCAAUGGUGGCAACCGACAGGAUGACACACGAGAUCAACCGAGCUGCGCCCAAAAUGAUCCUUGGAUCACGACUCCUCAAUCGCUGGCCGAAAAUCAGAAAGAUUGUGGGAAUAACUGGAUUUUCCAAGCCCCAUCCCAGGAGUCAUAUGUCCACUUGGACGAAGGCAACUUGCAGGACUUCAGCAAUCAAGACGUUGAUUUUACCCCGAUGAUCCACGGUCUUCAGAGUACAUUUGGAGGUGCGCUUAUUCCAGGAUCGAUGUGGCAGGCACUCGAUCAGGAGUUCACGACAGGGUUGUGGUAUGAGCCAUAA
This is a messenger RNA of Rhinocladiella mackenziei CBS 650.93, 2568 nucleotides long. RefSeq lists its product as uncharacterized. NCBI's taxonomy places the organism in Eukaryota, Fungi, Ascomycota, Eurotiomycetes, Chaetothyriales, Herpotrichiellaceae. The coding region runs from base 1 to 2568 and encodes 855 amino acids. The record is from RefSeq and is a predicted model, not a curated record. Gene Ontology annotation, molecular function: zinc ion binding; RNA polymerase II cis-regulatory region sequence-specific DNA binding; DNA-binding transcription factor activity, RNA polymerase II-specific. The transcript has 7 exons. Gene Ontology annotation, biological process: positive regulation of transcription from RNA polymerase II promoter by galactose; DNA-templated transcription. Gene Ontology annotation, cellular component: nucleus.